Messenger RNA from Cinara cedri, 9498 nucleotides. Lineage: Eukaryota; Metazoa; Arthropoda; Insecta; Hemiptera; Aphididae. The record is from the annotation of a GenBank genome assembly.
CCUGAAAGAGGUUCACUUAUUGACUGUAGAACUCCAUCUCUGUUAAAUAUCUUAAUUGAUCUUAAAUUGGUUAUUUUAUUAAAAUAUCCAAUUGCAAACAAUAAACUAUCAGAUCUCCAACAAACAUUUACCGAAUCAUCAGCACAAUCUCCAUCUCCUAUAACUUCAUUCACAUGUCUUUUAUCUUUUCCUUCUGAUCCAUGAAAUUGAGUUUCUUUUUUACCCCAACCAACAUUUACCAAUGUUUUUUCAGCAAGACUUGUCUCAGUAAUAUUAAAAUUAUUUAGGACUUCAAAGCACUCAGUCACUAAAGUAACAUGACCAUGUUCAGUUAAUAAAAUAAUUCUUUCAAAAUCUGGACUGCAUAGUAUGGUAGCCACUACAUCUUCACAUUUGAAAGCAACUUCUACAAUAUUUUCUUGUAUUAAAAGAACAUCACCAUUUGAACAACCAACAACAAAUGAAUUCCACGGAGUAUUGUAUGCAUAAGAUACAAUUUGAACAUCUUGAUCAAUAUACAUUUUUGUUGUUGAAAGGUCUAUCACCAUAGAGAAGUUAUCGUAUACAGCUAGUUGAUGCUGAAGAUCACUAUUUGAACGGUAAAUAGCAUUAUUUGUUGCAUAACAAAACUCACCAUAAUUAAUUAUCAAAGCUGAUGUUGCAUCUUUUGGUAGUUGAAUGCGGCUUAGACUUGAUUUGUAAAUUUUUAAAUUCUUCAUUUUGCAGGUUUUGUAUACUGUCAAAAUCAAGGUUUCUAAAUAAAUUUAAAUCUUAAAUGUUUGAAAUGUUUGAAUGAUCAGACAAAUCUUAUCAAACAAUAACAUGUGCAAUUAUCAAUAUCCAAAGACUUUUCAAAUUUAGAUAACAAAAAUACCACUGAUAAAAAAACAUCCGUGGUUGAUUCCUCUUCCAUCGAUUAAGUAUAUUGUAUUGUUGUGUUGAACGUUGAUCAAUUUCGUUGAGUCGAAGAAGUGGUUUUUCUUUUUUUAAAUUAUAACAAUUUUUGUAUUACGAAAUAGGAAUUGUUAUUUCUAUAAGUGUUUCAAAGAUAUUUAAGUAGGAUCACUGCUGAAUUAUGGAGAGUUAUUCUAUUGAAAACGGAACUAGAGGUUCUGAGCGACUGUUUUUUAAGAUCAACAAUAGACAAGUUGUAUUUAAAACUGACAAGCGAACUGUUGUGAAACUAGAUAAUGGUAUGUUCCAAAAUGUGAAAUGAUUAAUUGUCAUUAAAAUUAAUUUUGAAUACUGCGAACGUUAUUGUUUGUUUUUAUUAGAAGAUCUGCAUCUCUCUAGUCACAUUUUGUCUACUAUUAUAAAUAGCGAUUUUGCUUUGUUAAACAAUUUUUUUAAAUUAGAUUUAAAAAAUAUAUUUAUAAAAAAAAUAUAUUUUAUACCUAUUCAAUUAUCACUAAAUUGACCUAUAUCCAUAUGGUGUUAUCUACCUAUUUGUAUUUAAUUGUUAGUAUUAACUAUUCACUAUUUACUUACUAAAUUGAAUUCCCUGACUAUUAUUUUGAAUAGGUAAUACUUUAAUGAUAAAUAAAAACAUAAUAAUUGUUGAUUUAUUUUUGUUUAAUUCGAAUCAUGGCCAGAAACAUGGUUAAUAUUGCCUUGGAGUAUGCAUUAAACUUAUUUGUACUAUGUAAGAAAAAAGAUGUUCAAAUUAUUUAUUCAAUUGAAAUAGUUCCACAUUUAUAUUUAAAAUAUAAAAUUUAAGAACAAUAAAUUGCUAAUAUACAUUAUACAUAAAGAUAUUAAUAUUCAAUUAAAAAUAAAAUGUUUGUAUUCUUAUGUCUUUAUUUUAAAAUAUUACUGCUUAACAAUUAAGUAGGUAAUUAAGUAAAGAUAAUAUUUGAUAGAUGUCAAAAAAGUAAAGUAUAAAGGUGAUAUAAAAUAGUUUAAAUUAAAGAUAACAAUAGAGGGGCUAACAAAUACACUAAAAAUAAUUUACAAAAAAGCCAUCUAAGUCAAAAUCAGUAAAAUACAGAAAUAAGAUAAAAACUAAAACAAAAUAAAAAAGGAAAUUUAAGAACUAUUUAAAGAAGAAUAAAGUAGACAAAAUAAGUAAAUUUGAGUUUGAAAAAAGAAUAGAUUGAACAGUUUGUUAAAAAAAGAUCUCGGUGAACUUAAAAUGGAAGUCGAUUAUUAAUUAAGAAUGGGCAAUCUAAAAUGAUGUGAGAAACAUUUCAUGCAGCAAGGUAUAUUUUGUUUGUGAGGUCAAAAAAUGUGAAAAUUAUUGAGAACAAAUUUAAAAAGACGAGCAGGAAAUUAGAUAUCAUUUAAAAUAUAAUUUUUAAUUUAAUCUAUCUAAAUAUAACAUUAAUUUAAGUCAAUUAAAAUGUGUUCUAUAAAUUUACCAGUAUGAAUAAUAAUUAGGUUAAAUUUCUUAUUAAGACAAACAUUUAAUAAUUUGUUUGGUUGUUCUAAAAAAUAAUUAGGUUGGCACAUUUUAUUGGUAUGCAACUGAAUAAUUUUAAGAAUGGUUAAAAUUAAAUUUAUUCUAUCAAAAAUGCUUUACAAAUUUAAUAUUUCAAUCAAUAUUAUAGAUACAUAACAUAUUAUUAUUAAUUCCUGAUUUUUUUUUUUUUUAAGAAAGUAAAAUUUCAUUAAUUAUUUUAACUAUUAAAUAUAUUAGUUUCAGACAGGUGUGCCACACUCUCUCAAUCCUACUUUUCUUUAUAAACCUUAUUUAUUUAUUAUACAUUUUUAUAAGUUUUUUUUAAAAAAAAAAAGUUUUACUCCAAUAAAAUAUUAUUUAUAUGUAUUUAUUUACUUAAGUUCAUUAUAAAUGUUCAUUUGUGUAAAUAUUGAAACUAUAAAAUAGAUAGUAAUUUCCAAGUUUUUAAUUUAAUUAUGCAUUAACAUUUGUAUGUUUUUAUUUACCAUACAGAAGAUGUAUUGAUGAAUUAUGUUAAAGCUAUUGUCAAUUCAAGAAUGUUAAUGUCAAAUGGUCAAAAUUUAAUAAAUUAUCCAAUACAUAUAACAAGAAUAGAUAAUUUGGAUAUGUCUGCUUCUUUUAUUGAGUUAGAAGUUUCUGCUAUAGUACAGAAUGAUGGUGUUGAAGAACUUCAUUGUGCUCUUUUAUAUGAGUAUGUAUUAUUAUUAAGUUUAUAAAUAUAUACUUAAAACAAGUAGUAUAGAAAAAUAAAAUAAUAAAUGUAUAAGAAAAUAUUAGUUCACUUAUUCUAUGCAAAGUACAUUUUUUUUUUAUGAGUACAACAAUUAAUAUUUUAAAAAAUACAUAUAAAACAUUGAGUAAAAAAUUUAAACAUUUUUUAAUACUCUAACAUUCAAUUUUAUAUUAAAACUUUUUUGCUAAACCACUAAAAAUUUAUUAUUUUGAAAUAGCUACCUAUAAGUUCAUAAACCAAUUAUUUUUAAAUUUGUUAUAUUUGUUUGCUUGUUAAUGAGCUUCUUUAUAUAUCAAUUAGCUCUAAAGAAUACAUUUUUAGUCAUUAUUUAUUACUGUUAUUGCAAACCUAUAGUUUAAAAUUGUCAUUAAAAUCAAAAGAUUUUAGAGUAUUUGAUUUUACAUUAACAUAAGCAAUACUUGGAUAAUACAUGCAAUAAAACCCUAGUAGAUUACUGGAUAUCCUUUAAAAAAAACAAAAAAUGAAAACCUUUGUAAAAUAUUUGGAGCUAACAUAUUAAAUAAAUAAUUGAAUAUAUAUUAGUUAUUAAUGGAGUUGCACAAAUGAGAAACAAAUGAUAUGUAGUAUUUGAUUAAUUGUUAUUUUACUUAUAGUGGAACUUCCAACGAAAUAAGACCUUCUAUUGACCUUAAAUCUAUUAUUGUAAAUCAUAAUCCUACUGAAAAUAAUUCAUGGAGCGAUUUAAAUGAUUCAUUCAUGACAGAUAGUGGUAGUAAGUUAAAUUAUUUUCUAUUUGUCCUUUUUUUAUUGUAUGAUUUAUUUUACUCAGAAAUAUAAUUUAACUAAAAAGUUAAAAGCUCAGUUACCUAAAAUUAUAAUAGUAAUUAAAAUUUUAGUGCCAGCUUUAAAAUGGUCAACUGAGAUGACAUCUUUAUUGAUUGCUUUACGUGGCAGCCUUAAUGAAGAAUUUAAUUCUGCAAAAUAUAAAUUUAAAUUGUGGGAGCUGAUUGCACGGCGAAUGAAUAGUAGCAUACAGUCUUUUAAAGUGACUGCUAAGGACUGUGAUGAUAAAUGGAGAAAUAUAGCUGCCACGUACCGUAAAAAUAUUGAAAGAAUUAAAUAUAUGGAAGAUUUUAAUGUAAGGUGGGAACAUUUUACUGCUAUGGAUGAAAUACUUAGAGGUACUGACGAGUUAAAAAAACCAGAGUCAUAUAUUGAUAAAAUUGAGGUUGAUAAAAUGAUUGGCAAUGUAAAUAAAAAUUCUGAAAUAGAAAAUAUUGACAUAAAAGAGUAAGUACUUAUAUUAUUUGAUAUGAUGGUAAAACCUUUAAUUAUAAUUAGGCCAAUGAAAAGUGAGCGCCACCAACUUUCCAAGAUAUCAAUAUUCAUGAAUGGUUAUGAAUUUAUGAACAUUAUAUACAGUAUAUUCUGCUUAAUGUGAGCAUCAGUGUAAUUUGGGCAUAAUGGUUUGGUGUUGAUUUUAAUGUAUAAUAAUACUCAUUUAGGUUAUUAUAGUCAACCGCUUAAUGUGGGCAAAUGUAGCUGGUCUUAACAUGCCCACAUUAACUGGAAUCCACUGUAUAUAAUAUAUUAAUUUUUAUGAAGUAGUUUAAUAUUGAGAAUUCAUUAAACAAUUAAACGCUCACUUUUUUUUUUUUAAUCUCAUUACAUCAAUUUGAUUGGAGGUGCUAUACAAAUUAUAUUUAUAUUUUAAAGUUUAUUUUGUGUUCUUUUUGUUGUUAUAAAUAGCUAUACAUAUUUAAGUUUUCGAGACCUAUAAGUAUAUUAAUGUAUUACUUGAUUUACUGGAAGCUAAUAUUUUUAUUGGCAAAAAUUAUUUUUAACAGAUUAUAAACAUAUAACACAUUUUUUAAUAUUUUUUUCAAAAUAUAUUUUGUUGCUUUAAAUAUAACAGUGAGUGGUAAACAACUAACUAACUGAAUCAGUUUGCAUUGAUAAUAAUUUAAAAAUUUAAAUUGUUUUAAGUAUAGAAUGUAUUUUAAAAUUAAUGCAUAUCAUAAAUAUAAAAAAAAUAAAUUUUAUGUUAAGUAUAAAAACAAUAAUGUAAGUUAUAGUAAAUUAGUUAAAACUUUUUAUGAAUAUUUACAAUUUUUAACAAGCACAUAUUAAUAUAAAUAAAACUAUAAUGAUUUCUUCUACAUUUUUUUUAUAGAAACUGUUUUUAUAUAUAUAUAGAAACUGUUUAUAUAUAUAUAUAAAUAUGUCAUGUCCAUCUGUAUGUUUAUUAAUUAGUUACUAUAGUUUUCAAUACAAAUAAUGAUAUUUUAAUUUUGAGUACAAUGAACAAAUAAUUUAUUUACAAUUAAAAAUAUAUGUAUUUAACUUGCUCACAGUAAUAUUUUAUUACCUUUAUAACACUUUUUUUUUUAGUCUCCAUCUAUCUAUGAUGUAAUCAUAAUCAAAUAAAACAAAUUUAAUAUUUUUAAAUAAUACAGCUCUAAUCCACAUUGGAAAUUCACUGUUGAAAAUGUCAAAACUUUGUUUACCAUACACUGUGUUUAGUUGUAUGUUACAAUUGUGUACAAAAAUAUUUUCUUUUUUUUUUUAAUGUUGAUUGUAUAUAACAAAAAAUUGAAGUUUGUAAUUGUAAUGCCACGUGUCAGUAAAUAGCACCUCCAAGAUUUCAUCUAUAUAUAUUAUGUCAAUUUUGAUCGAGGUCGUAUUUACAACUUUACCACCUUAGGCAACACAUUUUUUAUAUACUUUAAACCACAACAAAAAGAUAACUGAACAAACUAUAGCAUUCAGUGUUUGCCCCCACAAAAUAAUUAUAAUUUACCAAGGGGUAAACUGCAAUAAUUAAAAUAUUUGUACACUAGACUUCUAAUACUUCUAAGUAAUUCCACAUUAAUUUUAUAUUUUUCUAUGUACUUUUUAUCAUUCUCUCUACACUUCAUCAUAGUCUCAUUAUAUGUAUAUAUUCAUUAGUAUAAAUUUUUGAUCAUUUAAUAUCUUUACAUAUAUACAAUUGUAUUUAAUAUAUUAUUGGUAUUUAAUAUUAAUGUUUUCAUUUUAAUUGUAUAAAAAUAUGAAAAACUAAAAUUAAAAAUAAAUUUAUUAUUUCCUUGAUCAAAUAUCAUAAGUAUUAAUUAUGAUUUUGAAUAUUUUUACUCUUAUUGAUAAAAAGACAAAUAACACGAUAGAUCAUGAAUGCUCACUUAAAAAAUUUAAUAAUCAAUUUUUUAUUUUUUAUCUAACAAACUUAAUUAUGUUUAUAAUAAAAUUCUUACUGUUUAGUAUAUUUUGGUGUGAAUAUUUAAUAUUUAUGUAUAAAUUGGUAACAUUAAAAUAAAAAGUAAAUGUAUUUUAUUUAAUUUAAAAUUGGUACAUUGACUGAAAAUAUAAGUAUAGGAAAUCAUAUAAAUCCUUAUAUAAAUGUAUGUUAAAUAUUUAUGCAUUUUUAUGGUGUCACAUUUGUUAGAUCUUUUAACUUAAAUGAACUUUAAUAUCUUUAGUUAUAGAUCAUUUAAAUUUAUCUCUAAUUCUCUUUCAAAAAGUUAAUUGUAAAAUUAUUUCCGUUAGUACAAAUAAUACACCUUAUAUUGCAUUCGCUGUCAUAUAUAACAGCAUAGUAUUUUUCAAAUGUUGUAUGAAUCAUUUUUAUAAAUUAUUCUAUGAUAAAUACUAAAUUUCUGAGGAACAAACUUUAUUUUUACUUUCCACCUGACUUUUCUUUUUAUUGUUAAUAUUAAUUUAUGAACAGGUUGAAUUAAAGAUCUUAUAUCUUAAAUCUUUUGCUUAAAUUGCUUAUAAAAUGCUGUAAUUUAUCACUACCCACUCUCUGUGCUGUUAUUUUUUUUAUACUUAACAAUAAUUAAGCAACAAAAAGAUAAGGAUAUACUUUGCACAGUAGGUGGGCCACUGUUGUAGAUGAGCAUAUAGAGGGGAAUUUAAAAAAUAUUUUUACACAACAUAAUUGUUGCUUAUAAAAAACAAUUCUGAGCAUAAUUCGGUUUUGAAAGGUAGAAGUAAUAUUUAGUAGUGUAACAUUCACAAUUAAAUUUGAUACUAAAAUUCUUAUAAAAAAAAUUCUAUAUUUCAUUAAAUUUUUUUUCCUCCUGUUAAGUUUUCAAGCAUUUCUGUUUGGUUUAACAAGUUUAUACAAAAGUACUUACUGAUUAAAAAUGAUGUAAAAAAUGCACAAAAUUAAAAUGUCUAUAAAUGAUUCAAAAAUAGCCCACAUGCUUUGACAAUUUUAUCAUAUUCAGAAAAGGCAAAUAUCAAAUAUCUACAAAUUUUUUUAACUGAAUUACAACAGCAAAAAAAAAAAAACUAAUACAAAUAAUGUACUUCGUAAAUUUUUCCGUUUCCAAUAUUUUUUCUCAAUUAUUAUGGAAACCACUUGGAAAAUCAAGAAAUGGGCUUACUGUAGUACCACCAGGUAAAAUUUCCUAUCACAAAAAGUGCUAAAAAUCAGAACUUGUUUUUUGGUAAAAAAGUUUAAUAAUAAAAAAAAUAUAAUAAAAAUAAACAUCAUUGAAAAACCAAUGCAUUUGUCGCUUCGCUCAGAAUCUAAAACUAAUCAAAUUAAAUGUGAUAAAUGUAAAAUAAGUGUUUUAAAAUUAUUUAUCUUUUAAUGUUUAAUAUUCAUUAAAUAUUAAGUAUACAUUAUGAUAAACAUUGUGUAAAAUUUUCGAGCAUAAAAAUAAACUGGAGGACAGUCUUUUAAACAUUUUAUCCUUAUUAUAAAACCAAAUAAAAACUAAAACUACUUAAAAAUUUAUAUGUACUUUCACCUUAUUUGUACACCUAAUUCUAUUUGUAGUUUACCCCUCUGAGUUUAGUACCAAAAGAACUUGUGAAUAUAGUUCUGAUACAGAAAAAAAACCUACCUAGUCAACUAGUGAGUUGCUCAUUAUAUUAUGUAUUUGUUUUCAGUGAAAAUGAUGUAAUAAAUACAGAUUCAAAUGAUGAUAAUAUGGAUUAUUUCUUUUUGACUUCUACAACUAAUGCAAACAAUGGUAUAUUUAAUCAAUGAAUUAAUAAACAAUUUUGAAAUUAUUUGAGUUUUUAGUUAAUACAUUUGUCAUAAAAAAUAUUCUAGAAAUUGUAUUUUUAUUUAUUUAAAAAAUAAUAAAUUUGUAAUUAUAAGUACAAUAUUUUUAUACCAUUGCUGAUCUUACAGAAAUACGAUUAUGGACUCAAGAAAUGAUACUCUUAUUAUUUUCAUUACGGCGUUCUAUGGCUGACCGUUUUGAUCAUGCAACCAAAGAACUUGAAAAGGAUGUAUUGUGGUUUGAUUUAGUUACCAAGAUGAACAAAAAUCUGGGUACAAAUGCUGAUAUUGAAUCAUAUGAAGCAGAAUCUUUGUGGAAUCAAUGUGUAGAACAGUAUGAAGAAAAUUUGGACAAACUAAAAGUAGAAGGACCUCAAGAUGUUAAAUGGCCAUAUUUUGCCAUUAUGGACCAAAUGCUUGGUGGAACUAUAGAAAUACCAGAUGUUUGUCAUCCACGACCUGGUGAAGAUUUGGUUCCUGUUUUUAUGCAGGGUGUUUGGAAACAAUCCGAAGUAAGAGAAAUACUGAACAAUUACAAAACUGAUGCCAAGUGAGUUUAAUUAUAUACAAAUAAAGUAGCAUUACUAUGUACCUAUCUUAUUAUUUGUAUAUUGGUUUUAGUGUGGAUAUGGAUGAAGAUUCAGAUGCUAGUGACGAAAGUGUUGCAGAAACUAAAACGGGAGUGAAAUGGCACCCUGAACUUAUACGCAAGCUAAUAUAUUUACGUUCUGAUGCAGAAAACGAAGUGAAAAAAUGGAUUCGUAAACCAAAUUCGAUAUGGACUGUUGUAUUAAAAAAAUUUCGCCGUCUUGGCAUUGUUUUAUUGACUGAACAGGAUUUAGAAAAUAAGUGGAACAGUUUAGUUAGAGCAUAUAACCGCAGAGUAUCUGGUAUUAGUAAGAGGUCAAAAUCAGACUGGCCUUAUUUCUGUGGUAUGCAAAAUGUGAUGAAUAUUAUUGGGACUGAUAAUGCUCCAUCUCCAACACCAACAAAUGAUGGAAAUAAGUCAGAUCAACCACCAGAAUGGUUCCUUACUUAUAUGAAACGAAAAGAAGCUAAUGAUGCGUAUAAACAUGAACAAAUAAAAAAUAUGCUAGUUGAAAUUCAACACAGUCAAAUGGAAAAUAGAAGAUUGAUACUCUCUGUUUUUAAGAAAUUAUAAAUAUCCUAGUCAAGUAUUAAGUUAUACCUAUUAUGUGUUUUUAGAAUUAUAUACCUGUAUAUAUAUUAUAUAUUUUUUGUUAUAAAAGUCUGACAGCUAAACAUAAAACAAUUAAUCAUAAUAUUUUUUUAAACUGAUUUUUGUUAUUUGUAUUUUUUUUUUUAAACAAAUUUAAAAAAAAAAUCAACUUAUCUCAUAUAUUAUUAUAAUUUAUAUUAAAGUAUACA